Leptinotarsa decemlineata (Colorado potato beetle) is the source of this 1607-nucleotide messenger RNA. Its product is annotated as 3-hydroxyisobutyryl-CoA hydrolase, mitochondrial. NCBI's taxonomy places the organism in Eukaryota, Metazoa, Arthropoda, Insecta, Coleoptera, Chrysomelidae. Gene Ontology annotation, cellular component: mitochondrion. Gene Ontology annotation, molecular function: 3-hydroxyisobutyryl-CoA hydrolase activity. Gene Ontology annotation, biological process: L-valine catabolic process. The record is from RefSeq and is a predicted model, not a curated record.
AAUGGAAAUGAUAAUGUUCUUUACCAACCUUCACUGUUAUACGCGUAUUCGUAUCUCGCUCCACCUAGAUUCGUAAUAUUUGACACGUGCAAGUUUAUUUUCGUUCCUACAUGUUAUUCUGGAAUAAUUUGGAGGUUAUAGGAUUUUGAUAUUAACGACAAAGAUGACCAAACUUGGAAGAGUAGUAGGAGGACUUCAAAUUGUUAAACAUUUCUCGACUAUACAAAAUCAGGUGCUGAAAAAAGAAACCAAAGACGUUGGUGUUAUCACACUCAACAAACCAGACACCCUCAAUACUCUAACAUGGAGUAUGUCUGCGGAAAUCUACCAAACUUUGAAGGAAUGGGAGUCGGAAAAAAAAUUGGUGAUCAUGAAAGGAGCUGGACAGAAAGCCUUCAGUGCUGGAGCAGAUUUGAAAUCAGUUUUUCAAUAUUUGGAAAAAAACUCUGGCCCAGCACAGGAUCUUAGUAUGUACAUGAACGCUAAUGUGUAUUUACUUUCACGUUACAAAAUUCCCUACGUUGCCCUCAUCAACGGAAUAACUAUGGGAGGGGGCGUUGGUCUAUCGAUAAACGGAAAGUAUCAAGUUGCAAGUGAGAAGACAGUUUGGGCCAUGCCUGAAACGAAAAUUGGUUUCUACCCCAACGUGGGAGCUUCCUACUUCCUCUCUCGAUUGCCGAAGAGACUUGGUCGAUAUUUGGGUCUAACUGGGAAGUCCCUCAUGGGAUCAGAUGUGGUGAGAGCUGGACUAGCUUCACACUUCGCGGACAGUAGACAUUUCGAAGAUCUGGAGCAGAAACUCAUGUAUUGCUCACUACCAAGGGAAGUUGUGGAUAUUCUGAAUGAGUUCAACAAAUCCGAUUUACCCGAAUUUUCCCUCGCUCCGGUGCUUGAUAAAAUUGACUAUUGUUUCUCUGGUGAAAGCAUGGAAGAAAUAAUGAAAAGGUUAGAAAAAGACGGUUCCACCUGGGCUGAAGAUACAAUCAAAGCUUUGGCAGCACUUUCGCCGACGAGUUUGAAGGUUUCGCUGAGGGAACUUCAACAAGGGGAGCAUAUUACUUUGAGAGAUGCUCUGAUUAUGGAGUAUAGAAUGAAUAACAACAUUCUGAAGAAGCAAGAUUUUCACGAAGGUAUCCGAGCACUCUUAAUAGACAAAGACAAGAAUCCUAAGUGGACUCCUUCCUCAUUUUCAGAAGUUUCAGAAGACCUUGUUCGGAGUCAUUUCUUGAAGGUUCCUGAAGAAGAGAAUCAAAUGAAGUUGUUGCAAUGAUUGUCAUUUCUCUUCGAGAUCUCUUCCUAUAAAAUAUUGUGAAUUUUAAUCCAAUUGAGUUCUUCACUAAUUGAUAAUACUUUCUUUUAGAAGUUCAAGAAUUCAAGGCCCUAUGAGCUUUGAGUUCUGGCAUCGGUGAAGGAAAUGUUAUCAAAAGCGACAAAUACUUUUUGAUAUUUUUAUAUACGAGUACGAGUUUAUUAUUUACGUGAAACUCUAAUAACUUUUAAUCUAACAAAUGCGGAGAUCAAGCAAAACAGGCAAUAUAAAAUCCUUUCAGUUUCAGGAACAGCAGCAAUAACAAAGGAAUAAAUUAAUGUAAAACACUUUAAAAAAA